Messenger RNA from Thalassophryne amazonica, 2379 nucleotides. RefSeq names its product lumican (gene lum). The record is from RefSeq and is a predicted model, not a curated record. The transcript is spliced from 3 exons. Bases 209 to 1237 code for a protein of 342 amino acids. Gene Ontology annotation, molecular function: protein binding. Lineage: Eukaryota; Metazoa; Chordata; Actinopteri; Batrachoidiformes; Batrachoididae.
CGACCUGAGACCAGUUGGCUGAAGAAGCCUCCCACCCCUCGUCCUUGUUCUCCCUCUGUCUCUCCAUCCACCCUGCUCUCUCUCCUCCCCCUCUCUCCUUCUCUCCCUCUGUAUUUGCCUCCAGAGACUUUCAGUUUUUGAACGCCACCAGCCUUGUUUCUGCCGGCCCUCCGCCCCACGCACACGAAGAGAGCGAAGCGCAGAAACUAUGUUUCCUCUCCGUGCACCCCUGUUGGCCAUGUUGGUCAGCCUGGCCCUGUGCCAGUAUUAUGACUAUGACUACCCGCCUGCGCCCAUGCUAGGGCCCUCUGGUCCAAAUUGUAAUCAAGAGUGUGACUGCCCCAUCCAAUUCCCCACUGCCAUGUAUUGUGACAGCCGCAAACUCAAGUUUGUCCCUGUCGUUCCAUCAGGGAUCAAGUACCUAUACCUCCAGAACAACCAGAUUGAAGAGAUCAAGGCCGGAGUGUUUGACAAUGUUACUGCUGAACUUCGCUGGCUUGUACUUGAUAACAACCAGAUAACCAAUGCUAAGAUAGCAAAGGGUACCAUCGACAAACUUACUGCCUUGGAGAAACUUUUUUUCAGCCACAACAAUCUCACUGAACCAGUCAUUCCUCCCUCAAAGUCUCUUGAUGAGCUGAAGAUGAUGUACAACAAGCUGUCCAAGUUUCCUUCUGGUCUCUUGAAUGACAAAGAGAAUUUGACUUACAUCAACCUUCAGUUCAAUCAGCUAACUUCCGAUGGCAUCGCUGGGGCAUUCAAAGGACCGAAGAAACUGCUGUCUCUCGACGUGAGCCACAAUAAGCUGAAGAAACUGCCAGCUGGAGUCCCCAGUUCACUGGAAAUCCUCUAUGCCGAUUAUAACGAUAUUGAUAGUAUCGGAGCAGGAUACCUGAACAAGCUGCCAUCACUGCAGUACCUGAGGCUCUCCCAUAACAAGCUGGCGGAUGGAGGAAUCCCUCCUGGAGUCUUUAAUGUGACAUCACUGGUGGAACUGGACCUGUCAUUCAACAAACUGCAGUCCAUCCCUGAGGUCAAUGAGCAGCUGGAGCAGUUCUACCUCCAGGCAAACGAGAUCAACAAGUUUGACCUGUCAAGUUUCUGCAAGUAUGUAACUCCCAUGUACUUCUCCCGUCUGAAGCAUCUGCGUCUGGAUGCCAACAACAUCACGCACAGCGACAUGCCUCCUGAAUACUCUGAGUGUCUGCGCCAAGCUUUGGAUAUCAUGUUCGAAUGAGGCCUUCCCUUCGAUUUAAAACCUUUCCGCGACUCCGUCACCUCUUACAGGACAUGACCCAGCUCAGCCCAAUCGUCCGUGGAUUUAAAUGUCACAAUAUCCCUCUUUUCUUGGUACUUGCAUGUCUUUGUGCUUUAUGAUAUGCUGUGUAGUUUGCAAAUCUGGGGUAUUGCAACGGCAUUUUUACCAUUUAAAACAUAGUUUGAACAAAUACAAAAGUGUACAAAAUUGCGGUUUCCUAAUGUAUGGAUACGUGAUGGAUGGUAUGACGGAGUUUUGCAGAUACUUUUGACAUAUCUUAUAUAGCGUCAUCAGUUUUCGUCUUAGUGUUGCAAAUGUUAGGUUCUUUAUAUUUGUAGAUAACUACAUGAAUGAUAUUUCUUACUUUUGGAAAACACACUUAAGUUGAGGGGAAACAAAAUUAUUAGUUAACAUUAUAUGAAAUUAAAUUUAUUGAAAAACUAAACACACUUUACACAUUUCAAACUGACAUGUAAUUUGAAGUGUUAGCAAAAAAAAAACAGAAAAAAAGACAAAGCGCUGUGCACGUCACUUGAAGUGUCAUAUAUUUGUUGUCUUGUAUGUUCCAGUGUUUAGCAUGUUUUUGUAAAGUGGGUACAUGAAUGAAUCCAUUGCUGUGCAAGUAAGGACUCUGUACUCGGAUAUUAUUGUAUAAUGGCUAUUGUGUUUUGUUUUUUGUUUUUUAAUGGACAACUUGUACAAUAGUAAUUACUACUUUAUACAUCAAAUUAUCAGUGGAAGAAUUGUAUGCAUAUAGAAUUAGUCAAAAAUAUGUGAACAUUUUGAGUAACUAGAAGACAUUUUGAUGAUCCACAUCAGUAGGUGGCUUUGUAUUUUAUAAUAUCUCAUCUCAUCCCAAAGUAAAAUCUUCAAACUGACGUAGCACUUGUAUCUUUACACACCCCCUUAGUGUUAAACUGGUAUUUUACUUGAAACUAAAAUUAAGACGACAGGAUUUUUUUUUCCAGAAAUCACAAGUGGGAUUGUUUCUGUAACUUUACGUAGCUAGCUAUCCGCCAUCGUCCACAUUGCUGAUUUGUAUACGUUUGCAUUGCCCGCAUGCGCCCAAUGGUACCAUUCUUUGUUAAUAAACUACAGCUUUUGCAGUUAUGAUGCUCUGA